Polyodon spathula (Mississippi paddlefish) is the source of this 7295-nucleotide messenger RNA. RefSeq names its product nucleoprotein TPR-like. Gene Ontology annotation, cellular component: nuclear pore. The transcript has 51 exons. Gene Ontology annotation, biological process: protein import into nucleus; mRNA export from nucleus. NCBI's taxonomy places the organism in Eukaryota, Metazoa, Chordata, Actinopteri, Acipenseriformes, Polyodontidae. The coding region runs from base 37 to 7143 and encodes 2368 amino acids. The record is from RefSeq and is a predicted model, not a curated record. Gene Ontology annotation, molecular function: structural constituent of nuclear pore.
GCGAUAUUUUCGAAGUGUGCUCACAAGGGGUAGAAGAUGGCGGCGGUACUGCAACAGAUACUGGAGCGUGCUGAGCUCAACAAACUCCCCAAACCUGUCCAGAACAAGCUGGAGAAGUUCCUUUCGGACCAGCAAUCAGAAAUAGAUGCACUCAAAGCCCGCCACGAGCGUUUUAAAGUAGAUAGUGAGCAACAAUACUUUGAGGUUGAGAAGCGACUGGCGCAGAGUCAGGAUAAGCUUGUGUCUGAAUCUCAGGACCGUCAUAGCCUACAAGAGGAGCUCAAUAAGCACAAUGAGGAAUUGAAGUCUAUGAAAGCGAAGAUUAAAGAAUAUGAAACAGCACAAGAGAGCUUUUCAUCAAAACAGAGUCAGCUUACUAGAACUAAGGAUGAGCUGGAGGCUGAAAAACGUGAAUUGGUCAGAAAACUUGAGAAAAGUUCCCAGGAGGGGGAACAUCUUAGCGAGGACUUGAGACGCUUGAAUGCAAAACUUGUGGAAACCAACACUGCAAAGAUGGAACUCCAGUUGAAACUUGAUGAACUUCAGUCUUCAGAGGUUUCGAUCAAGUACCGGGAAAAGCGAUUGGAGCAGGAGAAGGAGCUGUUUCAGAGCCAGAACACCUGGCUAAACGCUGAGCUGUCCGCCAAGACUGAUGAGCUGCUUUCUGUCUCCCGCGAGAAAGGAAAUGAAAUCUUGGAGCUUAAAUGUAACCUGGAGAACAAAAAGGACGAGGUUACCAGACUGGAAGAGCAAGUGAGCACCCUAAAAGCAUCCAAUGAGAACUUCCAAAAUCAAGUAGAGGACCUGAUGGGCAAAUUGAAAGACGCAAAGGAACAGCAGGCCGGCAUGGAAGAACGGUUCCGCAAUGAACUCAACGCACAUAUAAAACUUUCCAAUCUGUAUAAGAGCUCGGCAGCAGAUUCCGAGUCCAAGGCUGGUGAGCUAACCAGGGCAGUGGAGGAGCUCCACAAGCUGUUAAAGGAGGCUGAAGAAGCCAUUAAAGUGACUGAACGACGGCAGACAGAAACGGAGGCCUCCAAAGAAAGCAUGGAAGCAGAGCUAAAAGAAAAGAUUGUCAAUCUGGAGAAAGAGCUGGACAAUGCUAAUGACCUGCUCUCUGCUUUUAAGCGGAAAGGUGUGGCUGCACUUACAGAGGAGGAGUUGACAACGAUGUCUCCCACUGCGGCAGCGGUAGCAAAAAUAGUAAAACCUGGAAUGAAGUUGACGGAGCUCUACAAUGCUUAUGUGGAAUCUCAGGAUCAGUUGCUGUUGGAAAAACUGGAGAUCAAACGUGUUAACAAGUACCUGGAUGAGAUUGUUCAGGAGGUUGAGGCCAAGGCUCCUAUCCUGAAACGCCAGCGUGAGGAGUAUGAGCGCAUGCAGAAGUCUGUUGCCAGUCUUUCAGCUAAACUAGAGCAGGCAAUGAAGGAAAUUCACAGACUCCAGAAAGAUACUGACGAGGCCAACAAGCGUUCCUCUGUGCUAGAGAGGGACAACCAAAGAUCUGCGCUCCAGCUGACUGACAUGUCUCAGCAGAUUAGAGUUUUGCUGAUUGAGCUGGAGGAGGCAAGAGGGAACCAUGUGAUCCGCGAUGAUGCUGGUGAAGAGGUGAGCUCUGCUGACAUCAGCAGUUCCUCUGAGGUCAUAUCUCAGCGUCUUGUCACCUACCGCAAUAUUGAGGAACUGCAGCAGCAGAACCAGCGCCUCCUCGUGGCAUUGAGAGAACUUGGAGAGGCACGGGAGAAGGAAGAGCAAGAAACCACAUCUUCAAAGGUUGCCGAGCUGCAGUUGAACUUGGAGAAAGCCCUUAGUGAGCUAGAACGACUUCGGGAUGGCCGCAAUCACCAGAUGCAGCUGGUGGAGUCCAUCGUACGCCAGCGAGAUAUGUACCGCAUCCUGCUGGCACAGACCACAGGAGUCUCCUUCCCUAUGCAGAGUGUUUCAGAGGAGAUUGCACUGACCUCCACUCCUCGACGCUCUCCUGGAGUUACUCCAACAGUGUCUACUCCAGCUCAAAUGUCCACAUUACAGUCAACUGAGUUGGUCGAAGCCAGGGCAGCACUUAAACAGCUGCAAGAAGUGUUUUUAAUGUACAAGAAGGAGAAAGCUGAAAAUGAUAAAAUCCUCAACGAACAUAGCGAGAAGCUGCAAGAGCAAGUCACUGAACUGCGUUCUCAGAACACCAAAAUAUCCACCCAGUUGGAGUUUGCUUCCAAGCGUUAUGAGAUGCUGCAGGAUAAUGUCGAUGGGUACCGACGUGAGAUUGCAUCAAUGAGGGAGAAGUGUCAAAAGCUGUCCACUACUACCCAGAAACAGGAGCAGAUAAUCCACACAAUGACCCAGGAUCUCCGUGCUGUCAAUGAGAAGCUGGCUGUAGCCGAGGUGAGAGGUGAAAAUAUGAGAAAGGAAAGGGAUAUGCUGAAGAUGGUGGAGUCAAGGCUUUAUCAAGAGAAGGAAUCUAUUCUUGCAGAACAGAGGGGGCAGAACCUGCUGUUAACUAACCUUCAGUCCAUUCAGGUGACGCUGGAUCGCUCUGAGACAGAGACCAAACAGCGACUUAACAACCAGAUUGAGAAACAAGAAAGGGAGAUUAUCCAGCUGAAAAAGAAACUGGAAUAUGAGGUGGAGCAGAGACACUUACUUGGCAGAAACCAGGAUUUGCAGCUGCUAGAAGCUAAGAAGCAGCUUGAAACACAAGGAGCCAUGCACCUCAAAACCAAGGAGCUGCUGAAAACUGCAGAGAAGGAGAUUGCUACGCUGAGACAGCAGAUCAGCAAUGCUGAAUCCCAGCUAGCAUCACAGGUGUCACAAGGAGCUGGCACUAAAGGACCCCAGGGUGCAGAGAAGGACCUUGAGGAUCUUCGCACUCGCCUCAGGCAGGCAGAGGAGCAGAACAAUGAUCUGAGGGAGCGUCUGAAAACCUCCACCAGCAAUGUUGAGCAGUACAGGUCUAUGGUUCUCAGUCUGGAGGAGUCUCUGAACAAGGAGAAACAGGUAACUGAUGAAGCUCGUACUACAAUUGAGGCUCGUCUGAAGGAGUCUCGCGAGUAUCAAGUGCAGCUGGAGAAGAAACUGGUUGAAGCAGAGAAGGAAAAACAGGACCUGCGGGAGGAGAAGCGCAAAGCCAUUGUGAAUCUGGAAGAGCAGAUGUCUGAGCUGAAGAAAAACCUGUCCAACAUCCAGGCAGAGCUCCAGGAUGCCCUUCAGAGGGCAGCUGUAGCCUCUUCACAUGAGCAGAAGGCCACCCAGGACAGCCAGCUGCAGGCUAAGCUAGCUGCAGAGUCCCAGAAUAAGUAUGAGCGUGAGCUGAUGCUGCAUGCUGCUGAUGUGGAGGCCCUCCAAGCAGCUAAGAAGCAGGUGUCUCAGACCUCUCAGAUGCGGCAGGAGCUGGAGGAGAAAGCACAGAGAGCCCAGGCACAACUUCUGGAGGGCAAGAUAUCCUGGGAGGAGCAAGAAAGGAUGCUGAAGGAUGAGGUAUCCAAGCUGGCAUCUCGUUGUGAGGACCUACAGAAGCAGAACAGUCUGCUACAUGAACAAGUAGAAAGCCUAGGCAAUAAGAUGGUGGCCUCUGUACAGCAAGUUACCCAGGAGAGCAAUUUGAACAUCUCCCUGAGUGAGGAAGGAAAAUCCCACGAGCAGAUCCUCGAGAUUCUUAGGUUUGUCCGCCGGGAGAAGGAGAUUUCAGAGACCAGGUUCGAAGUGGCUCAGGUGGAGAGUUUGCGUCACCGCCAGCGAGUUGAGCACCUGGAAAGGGAGCUUAAGGAGCUGCAGGACAGUCUGAAUGCAGAGCGGGAGAAAGCACAGGUAACAGCUAAGACUCUAGCUCAGCACGAUGCACUCAUGAAGAAGACUGAUUCCAUGAACAUCCUUGUGGAGACUAAUAAGAUGCUGCGGGAGGAGAGGGAGAGGUUGGAGCAGGAACUUCAACAGACGCAGGCGAAAGUGCGCAAGCUGGAGGCAGAUAUAAUGCCACUACAGGAAUCCAAUGCAGAGCUGAGUGAAAAAAGCGGGAUGCUUCAGGCUGAGAAGAAGCUACUGGAAGAGGAUAUCAAACGCUGGAAAACUCGCACACAGCACCUGCUAAGCCAACAGAAAGAUGCUGAUCCUGAAGAGUACAAGAAGCUCCAUUCAGAGAAGGAGGCCCACUUGAAGCGCAUUCAACAGCUGACUGAAGAAACUGGCAAACUGAAGACUGAUAUUGCAAGGUUGCAUGCAUCAGUGUCCACAGCACAGAGUCAAGUCGGUAGUCUGAAGGAGAAUCUUGGUAAGGUCUCUGCUGAAAAAGAGACGCUGCAGAAGGAUCUAGAAGCUAAAGCACUGGAUAUCCAGGAAAAGGCAAAGACCAUCACGCAGGUGAAGAAGAUUGGCCGCAGGUACAAGACUCAGUACGAAGAGCUUAAAGCACAGCAUGACAAGUUGGUUGCUGAAGCUGCUGCUAAGCCCAUCAUUGAGCAGGAGGCCCAGCAGGCAUCUGCCCAAGAAAUUCAGGAUCUAAAAAAUGCUCUUGGCCAAGCGGAGACUAAGGUCAAGGAGCUGGAUGGACAGGUUGAAAAUUUGCAGAAGCUGGCUAGCGAGCGUGAGUUGGAGGUGAAAAGCAUGCAGGAGCAGCUCUCCAAACUGCAGCCAGAGCUGAGCCGAAUGCGCCAGGACCUUCAGGAGAAGUCCACCCAGGAGGAGCAGCUCCGCCAGCAAAUGACAGAGAAAGAGGAGAAGACCAAGAAGGCAUUCAUGGGGGCAAAACAAAAGAUAAACCAGCUUAUUGGUGCCAAGGAGCAGCUGUCAAAAGAGAAUGAUGAGCUGAAGCAGCACAGGGAGGAGCAGGAGGUGCGAAUGAGUGCCCUGAAAUCCCAGUAUGAAGGUAGGAUCUGCCGUCUGGAGAGAGAGCUGCGUGAUCAGCAGGAGAGGCACCAUGAGCCAAGGGAUGAGCCCCCGGAAACUCCCAGCAAGGCUCAAGAACAGCAGAGACAAGCUGAGCAGAGGCAAAUCUCACUGAAAACCACACCUGCCUCAGUUGAUAGGGGGAGUGCUAGCUCUUCAGAGCCACCAACAGCCAACAUUAAGCCAACUCCUCUGGUUCCAACGCCUAGCAAAGCUGCUGCCAUUCCUGGUAACAAGCCCACUCCGAGAGCCAGCAUCCGUCCAAUGAUCACCCCACCAACCACCACUCCCACAGCCACUGUCAUGCCAACAACUCAGGUGGAGACCCAGGAAGCCAUGCAGUCUGAAAGCCCAGUGGAACAUGUCACUGUGUUUGGCAGUGCCAGCGGAUCAAUUCGAUCUACAAGCCCCAAUGUUCAGACUGCCCUUUCCCAGCCCAUUCAUACAGUGCAGCAGCAACAGAGUCAAGCCACAGCCUUUGUACAGCCCACCCAGCAGAGCCUGCCACAAAUCGAGCCAGCCAGUCAGGAGCCAGCCCCAGCCCCAGCCCCCUCCCCUGCCAUGGUGGAGGCAGUGCAGAGCACCCAAGUCGACAGGCCUUCCACCUCCACUGCUGUUUUUGGCACAGUUUCAGCUACACCCGGCUCUUUAUUGUCCAAGCGGCCUCGUGAAGAGGAAGACGAAAACACAACUGAUGUCACAGAGCCAGUGCAGGAGGAAACUGGUGAUCAACCUCUUCCAAAGAAGCUGCGAAUCAUUCAGAGAGUUGGCCCCGAGGAGGAAGUCGUAGCAGAGGAGAGCACUGAAAUUGAAAUAGAAACUCCAGCAGAAAGCCAGGAAUCCCAAGAACCUGGGCAGCUGGUUAUUGAAGUGUACCCUCCCCUAGAGGACAGUGAGGAGCUUGUACCUCAGUCGGUCCCUGUGGACAUGGUCCCACCCCUUCCAGAGCAACAGAACACCCAAGACUCUCAGGAGGAAAAGCAGCAUGAUGUCAUUGUGAUCGACACAGACAGCGACACAGAGGAGGAAGAGAAUGACGAGGAAGGAGAGCAGGAGUAUGAGGAGGACGAAGAUGAGGAGGAUGAAGAUGAUACUGGGAUGGGAGAUGAAGGGGAGGAGAGCAAUGAGGGAAGUGGGAGUGCAGAUGGGAACGAGGCUUAUGAAGGAGAUGACACCGAGCAGGGUGCUGAAGCAACAGACCCUGGCACAGAGAAUGAGGAGAGUCUAGGAGCAACCGAGAUGAGUCAAAGAAUGGCAGAUUCACAGGACAGUGGUGAAGGAAGCAGCAGUACCACAGAAUCCCCUUUCUCUAGCGAGCCACCCAGAGAGCCACUGCAGCCAGCUCCAAACAGCACCGACAGACCAUCCCCUCGGCACCCUCAGUCACCACGGAGACAUCCUCACCCGCUGCCACCCAGGCUGACCAUCCAGGCUCCGGCCCAGGAGCUAGGACCACCCCCACAGCGCAUUCCUAUCCGUCGCCAGUCUGUAGGCAGAGGGCUUCAGCUGACACCUGGGAUUGGUGGCAUGCAACACUUUUUCGAUGACGAUGAUAGAAUGGUACCUAGCACACCAACACUGGUCGUGCCUCAUCGCACGGAUGGCUUUGCUGAAGCUAUUCACUCUCCCCAGGUUGCUGGAGUUCCGAGAUUUAGGUUCGGUCCACUUGAUGACAUGCCCCAUGCGGGCUCUAGCCACUCGGACCUUGGGCAGCUGGCAUCACAAGGAGGUCUAGGAAUGUACGAAACUCCCCUGUUCCUUGCAGCACAUGAAGAGGAGUCUGGUGGACGGAGUGUUCCAACUACACCACUGCAGGUUGCUGCACCAGUUAAUGUCUUUGCUGAAGUCCACCCCUCUGACAUCUCAGAGCAUGCUUCUCAGUCGGUGCCGAUGGUCCCCACGUCAACGGGAAACCUGUCCACCACCAGCGAGGCUGGGCAAGGAGAUGAAGGAGACGAAGUGUUCAUGGAAGCAGAGCCUGAGAGGGCUAGUGCAGUUGAAGCUUUACUAGAAUUGGAGAACCAGUCUGAAGCAGAGGAGUCAGGUCAGCCAUCUGGUGAUGCAGAUCUCCCCUCCACAAGCCAGGAUCUACCCUCCAGCUCUUCAGCAGACACCAGCAGCAACCAGCCCAAACCUUUCAGGCUGGUGAAUCGGCAGCCUCAGUCUGGGAAAACAGAACCCCGGGGACGUCAAAUAACCCGCCAGAGAGGUGUAAGCCAUGCGGUGGGCAGUAGAGGCCGGUAUAAUAGAGGAAAUAUGAGUUAAGCACAUUGCUAAUGCUGCACUGCCUGUAGCUGUGAACUGCUAAUUAAACAUGCAAGCACUUGUUUUACUUUAUGGAAAACAGCUUCUAUAGUGCAAUGUUGUACUUCUUGCGUGUAUUGCUUUUUUGUUUGUUAAUAAAAGUUGAUGAUUUA